UAAUAUAAAAUUCGCCGUGUAUGGAAAAGAUCAAUUGAAAAAAUUAAUAGAAAACAUGGAUUGCGGGUAUCAUAAUUACAUGGACGAGAUGCUCCAGAUACUUAACGAGAUCGAAUGCAGACAACCAGAGCCGGAAAUAUGCAACGUAAGAUGCCCACCGUUCGGCUGUCCACGAGGGCCUUGUCCAGGAAUAUGUUGCUACCAAGGCUUGUGCGAUGCUUGCUCCACGUCGAAAAUGCCCUGUGAUCCACCGUCACCACAGCCGCCCAGAUGUCGAGCACCGCCCGUGUGCUGUCUAAGAAAUUACGCCAGGGCGGUCGGCUAUCCUCCAGAAUCUCCCCUCUCCCCGGUCAGCGCCCGAUUGCGUUCCAAGUAUUGCAUGGAUAUAUUGGCAAAUAUCUGUCGUCCCCAAUACUGUACCACCGUGCCAAUUUGUCCGUCACCCUGUUCCUCACCCCUCACCUCCAACUGCCCCUAUCCAUGCUAUUGAUUGAUUAUUAAUUAUUAUCUCCAUCGAUUCUUGAGAAUUUUUUGAAAAUUGUUUUCUUUUUUUUUUUUUUUUUUUUUUAUGAAAAUGAAGGAAAAUUGUCAUAUAAAUUUCAAAUUGUUAAUUGCGUUCAUUGUCAAAGAUGAAGAUUAUAUGUUUAUAUUUACCUUUUUUAAA
Apis mellifera (honey bee) is the source of this 664-nucleotide messenger RNA. RefSeq names its product keratin-associated protein 16-1-like. The transcript is spliced from 2 exons. The coding region runs from base 56 to 490 and encodes 144 amino acids. The record is from RefSeq and is a predicted model, not a curated record. Lineage: Eukaryota; Metazoa; Arthropoda; Insecta; Hymenoptera; Apidae.